UGGAGACGAGACGCGGUCGGAAACAGCAGAAUAAAGGCUCGUUUCUUUGGGGGUCUUUACCCGGUGUUUGCGGACGGACAUGUCGCCCCCACUGAGACCCCAGUACGGAUGCGAAGCGUCACGGAAAUGGAGACCGGCAGCGCCUCCAGCUGCGUUGGGGAAGCGCACUGGAGUGGCCCCACAGCCAUGGCCCCUUCACAAUCAGCCUUCCAGACACAACCCCAAGAGCCUCUGUGCUCCUCCGCAUGUGUCCCGCUUCCACACUCGGUAUGCGGAGGAGAGCGCAGAACGCCCCCAUCUGGUCACUGUUGUCCGACCCUGUGGACAAAGCUCACUGCGGAAGGUGACGAUACUGUUGAACCGUAGAGGCGUGGUGUCGCUGGAGCAGCUGUUAUUGGACAUCUCCGAGGCUUUGGGCUUCCCACGCUGGCACAGGUCCAGAGUCACACGUCUGUUCACAACAUACGCUCGAGAGGUGAAGAAUGUGUGUGACUUCUUCCGUGGGGAUCCAGCAUUUCUAGCUUUUGGAAAGACUCGUCCGGAGCUGAGCAAUGUUGAAGAAGCCCUUGAGGAGCUGUUCCCUGAGCACCUGCAGUACCGUGCCGAUGUGCUGACCGUUUGGGAGAAGAAACUCCGGUCGGUCCAAAAUAAAACAUCGAAAGCAGACAGCGGCUACAGUGAAGGAACCGACUGCAGUGAGACUCACUGUAAUGGAGACAUGCACCUGGAUAAAAACAAGCGUCAGAAUAAUCGCACAAGUGUCCCAUCCUCUGAGGCCAGAAUACCUUCACAAAAGGGCUGCUUGGCCAAUAACAAGUUGAAUACUGACCCAUAUAGAUAUGCAGCAUACCUGCCGAAUCACCUCCAGAGGCUGAGAGUAAAGGGUGAGAUCAAGGAGUCAAAAACUUCUGCAGGCGUUUCUCCUUCAAAGCAUGAUUCAGAUCUGAGAGACGUAAAUGUUGCGUCUCCAACGUUGUGUCAGAACUGCAUAACAACAAGAGUAAAACAUGGCCCAGAACCCAUCAACCGCCUGUCUGGGUGGGUGAAGCUUCCGCCCGUGGCAAGGAAGCAAAGAGGAAGCUCAUCGACUGAACAGGAUGAGAGGAUACUGGACACCGGCCCUGCUGGAUCGCCUGCCGGGAACAAAGAGACACUUAACUCUGCCUUGUUGCCUCCUUUAAAUCCACUUCCAGCAGUUGGGGAAGUCAAUAAUAACAUUCAUGAGAGUUUGAACUUUGACCUCUUCUUGGGUGACUGUGAAUUAACUCAAUCUGAUGUUGAGUCGUUGUAUGUUUUUGGACGCGUAGUGGGUGAUGGAAACUUUGCUGUAGUUCAGGAGUGCCGUCGUCGCAACGAUGGACAAACCUUCGCCGUAAAGAUAGUGGAGCGCUCUAAACUGAUUGGUCGAGAGCAUAUGAUGCAAAAUGAGCUGAGCCUUCUGGGAAGCCUAAGCCACCCCCGCAUUGUGCGCCUGUUUGCUCACCAUCGCACUAUGACACACUCGUACCUGGUGAUGGAGUUGGUGAGCGGCGGGGAUCUGUUUGAAGCCAUCAGUGUGCGGGGAACGUUUUCCGAGGCCGAGUCGGGACUGAUGGUGUCGGAUGUGAGCGAGGCCCUCAACUACAUCCACUGCAAGAGCAUCGUCCACAGAGACAUCAAACCAGAGAACCUUCUGAUUGAACACACUGAUGCUGGCGUCAACAGGCUGAAGUUGGGGGACUUCGGUCUGGCCAUGGUUGUGACUGAGCCGGUCUUUACUAUCUGUGGGACACCAACCUACGUGGCUCCAGAGAUCCUCGCAGAGACAGGUUAUGGGGUUGAAGUGGACGUCUGGGCCCUGGGCGUCAUUCUCUACAUCCUCCUUUGUGGUUUCCCUCCAUUUCGAAGUCGGGAUCGCAAUCAGGACGAGCUAUUCCAGAUAAUUAAACAAGCGCAGGUGCAUUUCUUCUCUCCUUACUGGGACCCAAUCUCAGCAGAAGCCAAAGGUCUGGUCAAAGCACUUCUGCAGCCUGACCCCACAGUCAGGUUAACUGCCGAGAAGACUUUGCUGCACCCCUGGGUGAAGGAGAUGGCUUCUAUCUGCAAGGAGAGGGCGCUAAAGGACAAGACUCGGACGAAACAGGACUCAGCUGUGAAGGACAGUCACAUAGCACAAUCUCAUUCAGGGCCAGGAAUAACAGCAGAAGACCAAAGCAGCAAUGGACAUCCUUUAAAUGAUGGCGAGAAGAAGGAAGAGGACAACGAUGCAGCUCUGGGACAGAAACACACAGAUGCUGUGGUGACAUCUUUACACACCGCUUAUGACUCAAACAGGCCUGUUGUUCAGGAGUCUGCUGUGUCAGACUCAAAUCACCUCCUGGGCAGGUUGGACAGUGAGCCCAUUGCUUCUGCUUCCCUGGAGCUACCCAGCACUUCACCCUCAGUGAAAUCAAGUCUAAGCAGAGAGAAGCAAACUCCCAAUUCUCUGUUUAAAAACCCAACUUCCAACCUCAAAGAAGAGUCAGAAACGGGCGCAGUCAAAUGCCAAAACCAUGAAUUGAGAGCUGUCACUGAACCUGAAAAUGAAUGA
Molecule: messenger RNA, 2569 nt
Organism: Synchiropus splendidus (mandarinfish)
Lineage: Eukaryota; Metazoa; Chordata; Actinopteri; Syngnathiformes; Callionymidae
Gene: dclk3
Product: doublecortin-like kinase 3
Exons: 7
Coding region: 80-2569 (829 amino acids)
Biological process (GO): intracellular signal transduction; protein phosphorylation
Molecular function (GO): protein kinase activity; ATP binding
Source: RefSeq, a predicted model, not a curated record